CGGCGGGAUUUUUGCCGUCGUUGAGAGAUCACGAAUCCGGUGCGCGAUUACCGCCCGGUGCAUUGCCGGCCGUGCAUUCGACUCCGAUUUCCGUCGCAGCGUGACAGGGCGCGCGCCUGUGCGCGACGACGGCAGUUCGUGCAACGUGAAUUCGCUCGUCGGCGCUCUUCCCCCCGCCUUUCCCUUUUCCCUGGAUUGCCAAAAUGGUGGCUACGCAUAACGCGGGUGAUGUGUGGUAGGCGGAUAUCGGCUCGCACUGCGAUCGUUUCAGGGAGGCGCGAGGAACGCGAGCGUCGUUACGCGAAGCCGACAGCAUGGGCGACCCGAAGAGCCAGCACGGCGCGCAGGAGAUGAAAGGCUGGCUUUUCAAAUGGACGAACUACCUGAAAGGUUAUCAACGGAGAUGGUUCGUCCUGUCAAACGGCCUCCUGUCGUACUACAGGGCUGAGCCAACAGGGGGGCCAAAGAUAUCAACGCGACGCAAGCGGAGGGCUGGCAGAGCCUCCGAAAACCCUGCGGAGAUGUCUCACACAUGCCGCGGCACGAUUUCCUUACACGGGGCCUUAAUACACACGGUGGAUGCGUGCACCUUCGUCGUCAGCAACGGCGGCACGCAGACCUUCCACAUCAAGGCGUCGACCGAAGUGGAACGACAGCAGUGGGUCACAGCCCUUGAGCUGGCAAAAGCCAAGGCUAUUCAAGCGAUGGAAUCUGAAGAAGAGGAGGAGGAGUAUCAAGAUAACGACAAUCAAAACGUAGAAACUGCGUCUGUGAUUAAGGAUCUAACGCGACGGCUGGAGGACCUGCAAGCGUGCAAUGACUUGAUAUUCAAGCAGGGAGCUGCACUUCAACGAGCUUUAACCGAUUUGGAAACGCUUGAGCCUCCGUCCCCCGAAUUAGCAGCAAAAUUUAAGACCGUCAGCGAGCGAGCCACGCUUUUCCGGAUCGCGGCGAAUGCUAUGAUUAGCACCAGCAGUGAUUACUUGCAGCUAGCUCAACAACAAGAGCCUAAAUGGAAGAAGAUGUUGCAGCACGAACGCGACCAAAAGACGCGAAUAGAGAAGAUGGUCGAGCAGUUAGCCAGGCAACAUUCCAACCUGGAAGAAGCUGCACAGCACGCGAUUCCUUCAGCGGUGCCCACGGGAGGACACAGGCCUUCGCAUCCUGCAAUCACAACGUCACCGUCAGAGGAUGAGGAAGACAAUGCUGAAUUUUAUGAUGCGCAGGAAUCAGACACUUUCACUCUAACCAUACCUACGAAUAAUUCAAGAGAUCGCACUGAUUCGCAAGGUAGCGACGAUGGCUCCAGUUCGGAAGGAGAUCCAACGCCUUUGCCCGUUUCCGAUUCCACUGGCGCUGAGUCCUUUCUUAUUGUGACCGAUUCUACAGCAGCUCAGACUCUCUCAUCUGUUAGGAGCGUGGACAAUCUGGACAACGCAGCUUGGCAGGCCAGCAAUGGCAGUAGUGGCACCAGGAUGACCACCGUUUCCAAGAAGAAACGAAGGACUCGGGUACCUGAUAAACCAAAUUAUCCCUUGAAUCUAUGGAGUAUUAUGAAAAAUUGUAUUGGCAAAGAUUUAUCGAAAAUUCCCAUGCCAGUAAAUUUCUCCGAACCGCUUAGUAUGCUUCAACGAUUGACGGAAGAUUAUGAGUAUGCGGAUAUCCUUGACAGGGCUGCAGAAUGUACAGAUAGUUACGAGCAGAUGGCUUACGUAGCCGCGUUUACUAUAUCUAGUUACUCUACAACCGCCACUAGAACGGGAAAGCCUUUCAAUCCUCUGUUGGGUGAAACUUUUGAAUGUGAUCGUACGGACGACCUUGGAUGGCGCGCGAUUUCGGAGCAAGUGUCCCAUCAUCCGCCCAUGGUAGCUCAACAUUGCGAAGGGAAGAAGUGGCGGUGUUGGCAAGAAUUCACAAUGGCUUCUAAAUUUCGCGGAAAGUAUCUUCAGGUGAUUCCUCUGGGCACUGCUCAUCUGGAAUUCGACAGUGGGCUGCAGCACUACACAUGGCGUAAAGUCACCACUACAGUACAUAAUAUUAUAGUUGGGAAAUUGUGGGUGGAUCAGAGCGGCGAUAUGGAUAUUGUAAAUCAUAAGGAAGGUAUCAAGUGCCAUUUGAAGUACAUACCAUAUUCAUACUUUUCGCGAGACAGUCAACGCAAGGUAAAGGGCGUAGUCAUGAAUUCGAACAAGGAAGUUAAGUGGGUGGUGCAGGGUACGUGGGACGCGAAAAUCGAAAUUGCUCCAGUGAUCAGCACGUCUGGCACACCUGAUAACCCAGUCUACAAAACGGGUCCCUACAUAUUAGCUUGGAAACGACGUAUGCCUACCGAGGACUGUGAGAAAUAUUAUUCAUUUACGGAAUUAGCAUGUCAAUUGAACGAACCGGAGGAGGGUAUAGCCCCGACGGAUUCACGACUGAGGCCUGACCAACGUUUAAUGGAAAGCGGACGAUGGGAUGAAGCUAACGCGGAGAAAUUGCGUUUAGAAGAGAAACAAAGAGCUGUUAGACGGGCGCGUGAACACGACGCCGAGAAGGCUACUACGCAAGGAUUACCUUACGAAACGUACGAACCGCUGUGGUUCAGCAAGAAGCAGGACCCGUUCACAGACAGCCGUUGUUACGUUUUUAAUAACGAAUAUUGGGAUUGUAAGAGCAAAGGUGACUGGUCGCGAUGUCCAAACAUAUUUUAGUAGUUUAGUUAUAUUCGAUUGCAAUGUGACUCGUCACAUACACACAGUGCGGAGGAGUUCUGGAUCGUUUAAAAGUGACGAUAGCCGAUAUUAGAGAGGUCGUGACCGUUCACGGUCGAGACUUAAAAUUCUUAUGAAAUAACGUUAACGUGAUAGUGGGGUUGUUAAUGGGAUAUGGUUUAGCAAUUAAUUCUUCCAAUGAGAAGUGGGCAAAGUUGUUGGCAUUCUGACAUGUACAAUAUGCAGUUUGUAUUUGUGUGUCAUCGCUUUUGCUAUUCUUUGAUUCUCCUAUAUUUUCCCCCUUUCGUGUUUCUUUCGCCUAUCAUUCCUUUCAUCUGUCUUUUAUUCGCAAUCAAGCUUACUUAAUUCAAUAGUCAAUUAACGUGUAUCUAAUUUUUUUGCAAAAUUAAUGAGCAAUCACUCUUAAAUUUUUCGGCCCCGUUAAAUUCGCGCCACAUUAGUCGCAUAUGCGAAAUCGCAAGUAAUCGAUAUUCGUACAAACAUCAAUCGAGUAAAGCUCGUAUAUUUUGUUACUACAGCCUACAACUGAGAUAGCAAUAAUAAGAUCACAAAGUCACUUUUGUCCAUUACUGGGAGGGGGAGGGGAAAUCGAAUCAAGCUCAAUGUACCACUUUAUAAUCAGUAUUCUCAAUUUAUCUUUAGAGACAAAUACGAACUUAAUUUCCUAGAAGCAUACUAAUCCGAGUUUAAGUUUUUCCGAAAUUGGUCGUGCCCAUUAUAUACAUGAGAAUUUUAUAUAUUUCGUUAUUUAUAUCAUUGAUGAGUUUGCAUAAGUGCGAAAUGAGGAAUAAAAUUGAACUGCAAUUUAACGCGAAUUUAUGUAAAUAAUCUAUUUUAACAGAGAUACGAAGAAAAAUUUCCAAAUAUAUACAUAUAGAAAACUAAUUGGAUUUUGAUCCGUACUAUCACGCGUUUAUAACUUUGUCGCAAUUUUUUCCUCAUUGCAUAAUCACCGUUUGUUUAAUUAGCGGAAUGUUGUAAUACCUAAAGUGUCGGGAAUAGAAGUGAAACCCGACGAUACUGUACGAAUUUAAGGAAGAGAAUAUAAAAAUCGAAUGUGUAAAAUUCGAAGAUUUAUAUGACUAUUUCGGAUACACGUGACGAUCUCGAAUGCAACGACGACCGUUCGCUGACAUGUUGCGCGACGUAAAUAAUGUAAAACCGUCGACGAGAUGAUGCGCUUCCAAGUCUGGCCAGGUGUUCUCGGAAAAGAAAACUCUACGCUGUUUCACAUGCGUCGCAGAUUUUCAACAUGCUAGACACACUUCGAGUGCUUGGUCAAGUUGCAAUGUGGAAGUAUGCAAUGUAACACUAAACGGACAAAACGAUAAAAAGACAGCUGUACGAAUCAAAGGCUCCUAAGUGCUGCUCUGCCCCGAUCGAAGAAACCGAAAUCGGGUCUCGAGCUUAACGAUCGUUUCUUUUUUGAAACUACGCUCUAAUAUAAAAGGAAAAAAAAUACCACUCACACAUUCAUAUGUAGACAUGCGCGACCGAUUUAUAGCGAAUAAUUUGCGUAUGUACGUAUGUUUGUAUGUAUGAUGUAUGCAUGCAUGUAUGUAUGUAUGUAUGUCGGAGUUAUGUACAUAUAAGGAUUAAUUGAUGAAACCUAUUGUAUAUCCCUCUUACUUAUGAGCACAUAGACCGUUCCAUUCGUGACGUUAUAUCUACGCUGUAUCUAGCGCCGCGUGCGCGAGUAACGCCUUGAUGAUGAGCGGAACGGCUAGCUUGCAGCCAAUGUGCUAUGAUGAUGAUGAUCGUUACACUAAGUCCUCUGGCUGUAUUAUAAUUUUAAUAGUUUCUAAUAAUCGAGAUGAUUAUAUAUUAUACAACACACCUGUAUACAUAUAAAUACGAAAAAAAUAUUAAUGAAAAUAAAUAAUUUAACAAGAUACGACGAGAGUGUGAAGCGAGUAGUGAAGCUGUCUUCGGAUUAUUAGCGCUUGUACAUUAGCUAAUUCGUGUGGAAAAAAAGAUAAAUACAAAUAUGCUUCGCUACAAAAGGAUA
Messenger RNA from Linepithema humile (Argentine ant), 4722 nucleotides. It is a transcript of the gene Osbp, whose product is annotated as oxysterol binding protein. NCBI's taxonomy places the organism in Eukaryota, Metazoa, Arthropoda, Insecta, Hymenoptera, Formicidae. Gene Ontology annotation, cellular component: cytosol; intracellular membrane-bounded organelle; perinuclear endoplasmic reticulum. Gene Ontology annotation, molecular function: sterol binding. The record is from RefSeq and is a predicted model, not a curated record.